AAAAAAAAAAAAAAACAUUAAGAUAGAUCUAUAUUAUUAGUAUUAUUAAUAUUAAUAAUAAAAUCAUUUUAAAAUAAUAUCAUAUAUAUCUUAUAUAAUACAGUCUAGUCUAGAUCUAAGUUCAAGUCCAAUUAACUGCGUUGCCAUUAAUAGACCAGAUUUAGAAUCUUACAGAUCUAAUACUAAUAACUUUAAUUAAAGUCAGAAAGUUCAUAAUACAAUCACAAUGAAUUUUAUAAAUCAAGUAGCCUUUAUAACCGGGGCUGCCCAAGGUCUAGGAAAAGCUUUUACAGAAGCACUACUAAAGAAAGGUGCAAGGGUGUGUUUCACAGAUAUUCAGGGAGAAAAGGGUCAAAAAGUUGAAAGUGAUUUUAAAGGGAAAUAUGGACAAAAAAAUGUUUUGUUUUUAACCUGCGAUGUGUCGUCAUCUCAAAAUUUAAAAAAUUGCUUCCAAAGAGCUGUGUCGACAUUUGGUGGUGUUGAUAUAAUGGUUAAUAAUGCUGGCAUUGUUGAUGAGGAAAAUUGGAAAAAUGUGAUCAACAUAAACUUGGUUGGUGCUCUAGAAGGCUCCAUGUUAGCAAUUGAACAUAUGAGAACAGAUAAAGGCGGAAAAGGUGGAAAGAUAAUCAACAUUGCUUCUACUGCAGGACUCACAGGAGUUUUUUUCACACCAUUCUACAGUGCUGCCAAGUUUGGGCUUGUUGGAUUUCAUCGAAGCUGGGCAAGCAACCCUUACAUUGGCCAACUUGGUCUGCAAUUUGGAUGUCUUUGUCCUGCCUUCACUGACACAGCCAUUUUAUAUCCAAAAAGCAAAAGCCAGUAUGAUGAUGAUUUCAAAAAAUUCAUUGGCCAAUAUGGAGUGAAUAAAGUGGAGACUGUAGUUGAAGCUUUUCUCAUGUUAGUGGAGUCAGAAAAUUGUAAUCAAGAUAUUAUUACAGUUACUGCACAGGAUGGCAUUCAGUAUCACUACAAAGAAAAUUUAAAGAAAAGUAAUUUAUAGAUGUGUUUACAAAUAAAAAUUUUUCUGAGACAUUGAUUCUGUUAAAAAAAUUAGCUUCAAUGCAUUAUAAUGUGCUCAAAACCAUCUUGGAAUAUAAUUUAUUUACAAGUGAAAUAUAUAUAUAUUUUUAUUUUACAACUUGUAUUCUAUAUUUUAUAAAUUUUUUUAUAUAUGCAAA
Messenger RNA from Biomphalaria glabrata, 1178 nucleotides. Its product is annotated as 15-hydroxyprostaglandin dehydrogenase [NAD(+)]-like. The transcript is spliced from 7 exons. Gene Ontology annotation, molecular function: oxidoreductase activity, acting on the CH-OH group of donors, NAD or NADP as acceptor. Bases 227 to 1000 code for a protein of 257 amino acids. Gene Ontology annotation, cellular component: cytoplasm. The record is from RefSeq and is a predicted model, not a curated record. NCBI's taxonomy places the organism in Eukaryota, Metazoa, Mollusca, Gastropoda, Planorbidae.